Molecule: messenger RNA, 822 nt
Organism: Closterium sp. Naga37s-1
Lineage: Eukaryota; Viridiplantae; Streptophyta; Zygnematophyceae; Desmidiales; Closteriaceae
Source: the annotation of a GenBank genome assembly
AUGCAACGUCAUCAAAGGACCACGAAGCACAGGGACGCCAUCCGCAACCAGGAGCUGGCGUUGGCCAAAGCGGCUGGACAGCAUCGCAUCCCGGAUUGCCCGAAAGCCCGUGACGUGGAGCACGAUGCGGUGGAGGCGCUGCUGGACACGAUGCUCUUCAUUACCAAGAGUGACACACCCAUAGAGAUGUGGGUGCAACUCGUCCGGCACCUUGCAUCCCGUGGGACUCCGGGAUUCCCGAAGAACGGCUACGGCACGUAUUACACAACGUACGGGUUCGCGGAACUAGUGUCGGCAACAUCGAGCUAUCUUCGUGCGAAGCAGGCAAGGGAGCAUGAGUUCACCCUGCACGAGGAGGCGAUUCCCGGCUACUCGGCGAGCGAUGGUGACAUCCAGUCAUGCAUUCGGACGUGUCGCUCGUUUGCGACGGAGCUGCUUUACAACCUCGACUUUCGGCUUGGCGACUUGACAAAUCUCAACGCCGCAAAGCUCUUCAUGCCAAGAACCUGGCCGCGUGGGAAAGAGGCGAGGGACGAGGAGUGCAAAGAACACAUGGAGAAGCUGGCGGUGAUGUUCCAUGCUCGUGACAGAGAUGAGAUACUGCCUGUGGCACGAUGGCGCACCACCAAGAAGAGGCGACCCACCAAGCGCAAGGCAGCAAAGGUGGAUGUAUCGAGGAGAAGUGGCGCGGUGUUCCGGGGGGCACUUGCAGAGAAGCGAGACCACGCUGCUGCUGCUGAUGAUGAUGCUGCUCAUGCUGACAGUGGGGGGGACAGUGAUGCAAGUGCAGAUGAUGUGGAGGAGGAGGAAGAUAACGGGUAG